Molecule: messenger RNA, 441 nt
Organism: Talaromyces stipitatus ATCC 10500
Lineage: Eukaryota; Fungi; Ascomycota; Eurotiomycetes; Eurotiales; Trichocomaceae
Exons: 2
Coding region: 1-441 (146 amino acids)
Source: RefSeq, a predicted model, not a curated record
AUGCUCCUCGUAGCCCCCAUCAACUUCGGUAUCCAAAUUGGCAUGGACAAGAUGAAGUUGAUAGAAAAGCUAUGGCCCGUCAACGACGUCAAGUUCCCCGAAAAAGAAGCCAGAAAUGGAUUAAAGCAACAUGGAGGCAACUUUGAAAUUCUUGGUCGGUACACGCUGUACUGCGACCUAUGCGAAGACUGGGCAGAUCCUACUUAUGACUGGAUUCAUGGAUUGGGUAGGUUCAAAGCAGCUGUUAAGACAUUUCGCCCAGAGCUGGAGGCCGGAGCGAAUACAUCUUCUUCAACCAAUCGCGAUGCACCUUACCCUGAGGGACACUCGGACAGUCUUAAAAAGUCGAAGUGGUUCACCCGAGCUGCGGAUAUGAAGGAGAGGAGGCAAGAAAGGGACUGCGAGAGUCUAGGCGAUGGUAGAUGCAGCAUCCAUGGAUGA